Molecule: messenger RNA, 4317 nt
Organism: Anopheles nili
Lineage: Eukaryota; Metazoa; Arthropoda; Insecta; Diptera; Culicidae
Product: box A-binding factor-like
Exons: 8
Coding region: 1-3330 (1109 amino acids)
Biological process (GO): cell fate commitment; positive regulation of transcription by RNA polymerase II; negative regulation of transcription by RNA polymerase II
Molecular function (GO): DNA-binding transcription factor activity, RNA polymerase II-specific; RNA polymerase II cis-regulatory region sequence-specific DNA binding; zinc ion binding
Source: RefSeq, a predicted model, not a curated record
AUGACACUGAUAGCGAUACUACGGCAGGAGGCAUCGAUCCCGUUCGCCGAGACGAGUUGUGGUGCGAUCGUGGGUGCAUACAAGUCGCCAUUUGUCGUGUCACCGCAAGCGAGUGCGCAACCGCAUCAGCAACCGGAGCAACAACACCAUCAGCAGCAGCAGCAGCACGGGAUCGAUAACGGCGCAAAGCAGGAGUCCUGUUCGCGUGAUCAAGACACCACGUCCUUAGAGACCGCACCAGUGCCAGUGAGCGAUCGAUUUCGAGUGGAGCGCGCAGAAAGUGACAGUGGCGAUCGUGAAGGGCGCGAGAUCGGUGAUAGUGACGGGCGUGAUAGUGGAGUUGAUAUCGAUCGUGCCACGGCAAGAUCAUCGUCAGACGCCGGGACGCCAUCCAGUGGCAACACCCCAUCGGUGAUAACGUCCUGCUCGAAGGCCCUACUAGGAUCGGACCCGGUGAAGGUGCCCUCGUACGGGUUGCAGGAUCCGGGCUCGGGUUCCGCAUCACCGCCGCGCUUUUCAACGCUCCAGACCGUGAUCAACAGCAGUGGUGGGUACGCACCGUACCAGCACCAUCACCACCAGUGGCCGUGCGAUCUGACCUACAAACCUGUAGAGCACCGGGCCACCUCACCCUCGAGUGAGCCCUCUUCCGUGGGUGAGCUAUCGCGCCAACAACCGACCCCACCUAGGGCCGUGUACAUCGGUGAUCAUCCACCGUCCGGUUCCAGUCACCUAACCGUGGUCAGCCACCUAAACCCGCUGGUGAGCUCAAACGAUCCUGCAUUGAUCAGCAGCAUGCGUGGAAGCCUGCUUCCGAUGUACUCCUCGUACACAGGUGGAGGAGGUUCACAUCAUCACGAUCACCUGGACGAGGCGGCAGCUUUGCAACAUCACGUGCAGGCACAGGACGCACAUUUGCGCGCAGAGGACGAACUGUCUGCCAUCCACCAUCACCUGCAUCAGCAGGCUCAACACCAACAGCAGCAGCAGCAGCAACAGCAGCAGCACCAUCACCAGCAGCAACACCACCACGAGGUGCAGCAGGUUGGGCAGCAACACAGCAUCGACGAAAUGAUCGCCGAUACGCUCAAGGACGAGCAGUGUGCGAUCGUGGAGAGCUACCUUACACCCACGCUGGUGUCCGAUCAUCAUCAUCAUCACCACCACCACCAUCACCAGCUGGGGGACUCGCCGACACACCAGCAACAGCCGCUAGGACAACAUCAUGGACUGCAACACGGACACGGUGGGUUGCACGAGUCGAAGGAAUACACCGGCAUUUAUCAUAACAACAACGACAAGAGCGUCAUCAACUACAACCAUGCGGCGCAUCAUCACCACCAGCAGCAACAGCAGCACCAACAGCAACACACCAACCACCACACGCACACCACGAGCAGUGAAUCGCGCAGUCCGGAGUAUUCGCACGCGCACGAUGAGUACGAUAGCGGGCUGCAGAGCUUCACUCAGUUGCUGAAUGUGCCUCGAGCGAGUGAUACGGCGCAGGCGAUGUACCACCGUCACCAGAUGUCGGCCGAAGCUGCAGCAGCCGUGGUGGCUGGUACGGCGUCCGCAACAGCGCCAAACGGCGCUCAAACACCGACCACAACGACGUCCUCGCCAGGACCCUCGGAGCACCUGAGCCUUGGCGGUGUUCCAUCCGCCGGAAGUGCGCUGCACGCUGAAGCAGGCGUUGGACCGGGUGUUCCCGAUGGCGGGCUGUCUCUCUACGACACGCUGCAGUCGGGUGUUCUCUCGAGCGGCCCUUCGUACGGUCGCUGCUCGUUCCCGAGCAUGCAGUACUUCAACGGAAGCUCGACGGACCACCUCUGGUCGAGCGGUGUUUCCGGUCUCGAUAGCGAUUACAUGAAGGGUGCCCUGCCCGGUUUCCAGCGGAUCGUUUCCGGUACGAACCCGACGCGUGCCAAUCCCUACAGUGCCGUUUCGACGUCCUACGCCCAGCAGAGUGACACUUGGCCGCAGCAUUACGACUCCAGCAGCAUCGCGUAUAGUGUGGCCACGUCCAGCACGACCCCGGUGACGGUGAAUAGGCGCGCGACGGUGGCCACAACCGCCACAACGCAUUUUCCGGCUGCGGCAUCACUCACAGCACUCGGGCUCGAUGCGGACCUGUUUACGGAGGGACGAGAGUGCGUCAACUGUGGCGCAAUUCAGACGCCUCUGUGGCGCCGCGACGGAACUGGCCACUAUUUGUGUAACGCGUGCGGACUCUAUCACAAGAUGAACGGCAUGAAUCGUCCCCUGGUGAAACAGCCAAGACGCUUGGUAAAAGAUCCUAGCUCGGCAAGGCGCGUGGGCUUGCAGUGCUCGAACUGCAACACGACCAACACAUCGCUCUGGCGCCGCAACCAGGUCGGUGAACCGGUGUGCAAUGCCUGCGGUUUGUACUACAAGCUGCACAACGUGAACCGUCCGCUGGCGAUGAAGAAAGAUAACAUACAGUCCCGCAAGCGCAAACCAAAGGGAAGCAAAAACAGUGACGGCACGACGGGCAAGAACAGUAACGCUGCGAGCAAUCGGCAGAACAAUUCGAGCAGUAACAGCGUAUCCGAGACACCGAAGAAAGCAGAUGGAAUCAAGCUGAUGAACGUUGGCGAUAGCUCGAGCUUUGAGAAGCUACUGCCGUCGUCUCCAUCGAGCGAGGGCAGCAAUCAGUCCCCAUCGCAUCACAGCCACAUGUCACCGAUCUGCUACACGCAGCAGGUACCUUCACCGAUCACCAGCACGCCAACCAGCGGGGCCAUCGUCAGCAACAGCAAGUACAAUCAGCAACCGAAGAGCAACUCGUACAUGCUCUCAUCACCGACACCGAUGAACAUGUUCAGCGGAAGCCCUACGGGAGGCGUUUCGGGACAGAACCAUCACCAUCAAUCUUCGGGCGGACCGCUCAGUCCCGUAGGUUAUGGGUUGCCGGGGGUUGGUGGUGGCCAUGGGGCCAACAACGGGGGCUCGAAGUACCAACAAAGCCCCCCACAGUCACCCGAGGACAUGCUGUACUACGAUAUGCUGCCCGCCGACGUGCACGGUGGCGUAGAUCAGCAUCCUUUGGCGACGAUCGUGAAAAUGGAACCACUGGGCGGAAAUCACUACGGUGCGUAUCAGCAAGGUUUGCACCACUCGGAGGGUGGUAUUGUUGGAGGGUUGAUGCAUAACCAGCACGGAGCAGCAGGUGGAGCACAUCAUCACAGCCGCAGUCCUUCGGUGGCGGACGAUGAGAACGAAUCGGUGGCGGUGGCUCACGCGCAACAGGACAUCAUCGAGAGCAAGCACAACAUCAACCGUCCCACGGUGGUGUCCUUGUCUCGAUAGACGGGAAUGGAAUGGAGCUGUUGACGGUGGUGUGGACGGUUUCGGCCACUGCUGCAGCAUGCACGAAUCUCAUACGACUUUCCUUGGGCGGUCGCAUUUUCCGAGGAAGCUUAUGAUACCAAAAUGAACUGAUUUACGCAAAAGACUCGAUUCGAAUGUUUAACACGUUAAGGAUGUAGAUUUUAGGUCGUAGUUUUUGAGCACGUACGUUUCACACGCCAAGCGCUGGAGCACAUCGCUGGAUCGCUUAUUCUGCUGGUAAAAGAAUAAAACCUAGCGAAUCUCCAAAUUCAGCCAUCUCACUCAGCUGGGUGAAACCACCAGCUAGCCAAACGUGGCAGUUUGGACGCUAAUUUUGUUCGAUUAAGGGAUAAGGAAAGAUGGAACGAGUGUAUCAUCUAAUCACGCGAAAUCGACCGUAGAGUGUAGGUGUUGGGCAAACGUUUUGCCUCCAUCAGCGGUAAUGUAACAUAUCUCGGAUCUGUUCGCAGGCUACCGCCCGCCAGAGCAUUAGUUGUAAAUAAUGUUAAUGCGAACAAAAAAAAAAAAAAAGAACACGACAACAUACAAAGCAACAUAGUACAUUUGUAAGGGAAAGGUUUUAGGCUAAGGGAAAGAGAUGGUGUAUCAAAUGUACAGACUCGAUCAGCUCUCUGCAUACUUCGCAAUCGUUCCAAAUUUUUUAAGCAUCUAGGCUAGAGAGAGAGAGAGAGAGAGAGAGAGAGAGAGAGAGAGAGAGAGAGAGAGAGAGAGAGAGAGAGAGAGAGAUAGCAGUUGUACCGGAUUUGGACGCAGACACCAAAUCUGGUACCCCACAUUUCGGCGGGAAAGUGGAAAAUUGUAUCAUAUAUGUUUGAUUGGGCUUUUAAAAAAAAACGUAAACGUAUCGCGCCGUUUUUCUUGGUUAGGAAAUGUUGACAACUCGACAAUUAGGAUUACAAAUUUUUUUUUUGAACUAGAUAUGAAUAAACGUAAGUUUUACUGCGA